This is a messenger RNA of Arachis ipaensis, 1333 nucleotides long. Its product is annotated as 14-3-3-like protein GF14 iota. NCBI's taxonomy places the organism in Eukaryota, Viridiplantae, Streptophyta, Magnoliopsida, Fabales, Fabaceae. The record is from RefSeq and is a predicted model, not a curated record.
AAUAAUCUAACGGCACAGAUUCGGUCUUACAUUCUCCUCCACAACUUGCUCCUUCCUUUAUAACAACUCCACCCCACCUUCCCUUCUUUCACGCAUUCUUAUUCUUUUUCUUCUUCUUUUUCUUCACAAUCACCAAACACAUUAUUAUUGUUGUUGUUGUUAUUGCACAUUAUUACAAAGCUAUUGUUGUUUUGAUCUCUCUCUGAUACAAACAAUGUCUACCGAGAAGGAGAGAGAGACUCAGGUUUACCUAGCCAAGCUUUCUGAGCAGGCUGAAAGAUAUGAAGAGAUGGUAGAAUGCAUGAAGACAGUGGCAAAGCUGGAUCUGGAACUGACAGUGGAAGAGAGGAACCUGCUGUCAGUGGGAUACAAGAACGUGAUUGGUGCAAGAAGAGCUUCAUGGCGCAUCAUGUCUUCAAUCGAACAGAAGGAAGAGUCAAAGGGGAAUGAGGCCAACGUCAAAAUCAUCAAGGGUUACCGCCAAAAGGUGGAGGAGGAGCUUUCCAAGAUCUGCAGUGAUAUUCUCGACAUCAUUGACCACCAUCUCAUUCCUUCUUCCCACUCUGGAGAAGCCACUGUUUUCUACUACAAGAUGAAAGGUGACUACUAUCGUUACCUUGCUGAGUUCAAGACUGAGCAAGAAAGGAAAGAGAUAGCUGAACAGUCACUCAAGGCAUACGAGGCUGCUUCAGCAACUGCAAACUCAGAUCUUCCAUCAACACAUCCAAUCCGUCUUGGACUUGCACUCAACUUCUCAGUGUUUUAUUAUGAGAUCAUGAACUCUCCUGAAAGGGCUUGCCAUUUGGCAAAACAAGCAUUUGAUGAGGCAAUUGCGGAGUUAGACACAUUGAGUGAAGAGUCAUACAAAGACAGCACUUUGAUCAUGCAAUUGUUGAGAGACAAUCUCACUCUCUGGACCUCCGAUUUGCCUGAGGAUGGAGGUGAAGAAUUCAAACCAGUAGAAGAAGCAUCAAAACCUGCCGAACCUGAGUCCUAAGAUAUUGCAGCAAUGAUAGGGAUAAGAAUAAUCCUAGAUAUAUGCAAGAAAGGCCAACUUUUCAGCAUUUUUGUUGCAAUGGAUCUGGACCGGACAAUAUAAUGCAGAGUUGCAAACCACAGCCACUUCCUAAUUCUUGCGCUUUCCCUUACAAUCCAACAACCAAAGCUUUUAUUAUUACUGCUUUAUAAUUUUUUUAAUUAAUUAAGUAGUAAAUUGAAACAAUAUAAUGAUGAGUCAUAUUUACGUUCACCUACUAAAAGCAUCUAUUAUUUUUCGAUGAUUACUUUUUAAUUGAUUCACUCCAAAAUGUUUGUCUUCCCUCUAUUAAAUAGA